Messenger RNA from Archocentrus centrarchus (flier cichlid), 3876 nucleotides. RefSeq names its product protein bicaudal D homolog 1-like. Gene Ontology annotation, molecular function: dynactin binding; dynein complex binding; cytoskeletal adaptor activity. Gene Ontology annotation, biological process: positive regulation of receptor-mediated endocytosis; microtubule anchoring at microtubule organizing center; protein localization to organelle. Gene Ontology annotation, cellular component: cytosol; Golgi apparatus. Bases 1 to 3522 code for a protein of 1173 amino acids. Lineage: Eukaryota; Metazoa; Chordata; Actinopteri; Cichliformes; Cichlidae. The transcript is spliced from 11 exons. The record is from RefSeq and is a predicted model, not a curated record.
AUGGCUGCUGGUGGAGCAGGAUGCGGGGACACGGUAGAGGAGUAUCGUGCCGAGGUGGAGCGCCUGACCCGGGAGCUGGCGGAGGCCAACCGCGAGAAGAUCCGGGCGGCGGAGUGUGGACUGGCUGUUCUGGAGGAGAACCAGAGCCUAAAGCAGCAGUACGCCGAGCUGGAGGCCCAGCAGGAAGCUCUGAGAGUGGAGCUGGAGCAGCUGCAGGAGGUGGGCUCAGCAGGGGCAUUCGGGAUGGCGUACUCCACUCAGCGUAAGGUAGCAGAGGAUGGGGAGACCAAUGAGGAGACGCUGCUGCAGGAGUCUGCCACCAAGGAGGCCUACUACAGGGGCCGUCUUCUGGAGCUCCAGUUGGAACUCAAACAUAGCCGAGCCUCUGCCUGCAGCACACAGGCUGACAAUGAGCACCUGAGCACCCUGCUGCAGGAGCUCAGGGAGCAGAGCAAUGAGAUGUUGGAGCUACAGCGGACCAGAAUGCGAGAGGAGAUCAGAGAAUACAAGUUUAGAGAGUCCCGACUUCUCCAGGACUAUACCGAGCUUGAGGAGGAGAACAUCUCUCUGCAGAAACUGGUGUCAACCCUUAAACAGAAUCAGGUGGAGUUUGAAGGCCUGAAGCAUGAGAUCAAAGUUCUGGAGGAGGAGACAGAGUUGCUCAGCAGCCAGUUACAGGAUGCGCUGCGUUUGAAGGACAUCUCAGAUGCCCAGCUGGAGGAGGCGCUGGAGUCUCUGAAGAGCGAGCGCGAGCAGAAGAACCACUUGCGUAGAGAGCUGGUCCACCACCUCAGCAUGUGUGAUGUGGCUUACACUGGAAGUGCAAAUCUCAUGUUCACCUCCGCCCCACCCAGUGGCACUGCUACACCAACUACUCUGCUCUCUCCAAAUGCAGAAGAGCCAACAAGAUGUAACGGUCACCUUCAGGGUGGCUCAGGAACAGUGACAGCUGUGGGUUCAGUGCACAGGGCUAAUGGAGAGCACCGAGGGCAGUGUCGGAAAACUGAGGGAGCGACCACAUCAGACCUCUUCACUGAGAUGAACCUGACAGAGAUUCAGAAGCUCAAGCAGCAGCUGAUGACGGUUGAACAUGAGAAAGCAGCACUGAUGGUGAGCCUGCAGGAGUCCCAGACUCAGCUGAAACACACACAGGGAGUCCUGACCGAACAACACGAGAAGACCCUCCACCUGAGCUCUGCUCUCCGCCGUCUUCAUCGAAGGGUCAGUCAGGAGGCCCAUGGCAGUGCCACCUCUCAACUCAACUGCCGCACUCUGAUGGAGCUGGACAGAGUUGAGGAUGAGGCUGAGGAGGAAGGAGAAAGUGGGGAGGAGAAGAGUGACGCUCUGAGUAAAAGUCAGGUAUUUUCAUACCAAACUCCAGGUCUGGAGAUCCUGCAAUGCAAAUACCGUGUGGCUGUGACAGAGGUGGUGGAGCUCAAAGCAGAGUUAAAAGUGCUCCGUGAGAAGCUUGCUCAGUGUGUGGAGGGGGUGGCCGAGGGGAAGCCAAGGCAAAACAGUAAGCUCCAGAAACUGGAGAGGCAGGUUGCGUCUUUGGAGAAGAACUACCAGGAGGGUCAGGAGAAGAUUUGUAGCCUGGAGCUGGAGUUGCAGGGAGUUCAGUCAGCAGCCAGUGAGAGCCAGGGGGCGCUGAACGCAGCUCAGGAUGAGCUGGUCACCCUGAGUGAGGAGCUCGCUCAGCUUUACCACCAUGUCUGCCUGUGCAACAAUGAGACACCCAACCGUGUCACGCUGGACUACUUCAGACAAGGCAGGGGGCUCAGGGGCCUUAGUUCUAGUCUCAAAGCCAUGUGUACAGACAACAGCAAAGUUCUUCUCACACCACGCCUAGCCAGACGGUUGGCUGCUGUCACUUCAACAGUCGCAACUCUGGGGGAGUCACGGAGCCCCUCGGACUCUCCAUCCAAAGAGCCCCUGCACGGAGGAGAGGGGCAAAGAGUGGAGAAGGAGGGCCUUCAGGUGCCAUCUGAGCAGAGCCUGCCGCCCUGCACACCUCCAACCCGCUCACCUAGCAUCAGUGCCUCUUCAUCAUCAUCGUCGUCUUCAUCACCAGCCCUGGAGCCAGCUGCUGAGCUGCGCAGGGAGCCCAUGAAUAUCUACAACCUCAGCGCCAUCGUCAGAGACCAGGUGAAACACCUCCAGCGGGCGGUGGACAGGUCCCUGCAGCUGUCCAAACAGAGGACUGCAGCCAGGGAGCUGGCUCCUCUGUUGGACAAGGACAAGGAGAGCUGCAUGGAGGAGAUCCUGAAGCUUAAGUCUUUACUCAGCACCAAGAGAGAGCAGAUAGCUACUCUCCGACUGGUGCUCAAGGCAAACAAACAGACAGCAGAGGUGGCCUUGGCUAACCUGAAGAGCAAGUAUGAGGCGGAGAAAUCCAUGGUGACGGACACCAUGAUGAAGCUGAGGAACGAGCUGAAGGCCCUGAAGGAAGACGCUGCCACGUUCUCCUCUCUGCGAGCAAUGUUUGCUACCAGGUGUGAUGAGUACGUGACCCAGCUGGAUGAGAUGCAGAGGCAGCUGGCUGCAGCUGAGGAUGAGAAGAAGACUCUUAACUCUCUUCUGCGGAUGGCCAUCCAGCAGAAACUGGCCCUCACACAGCGUUUGGAGGAUUUAGCCUUUGAUCAAGAGCAGUCCCAUCACACCCGGGGGAGCAGGCUGAGCCGUGGGAAAACCAGCACCCCCAAAGUAAGUCCCUCAACCUUGGUUUCAGCCUCCAGCCAUACCCAAGGCUCCAAUCCAGCUUUGGCCACUGGCAGUCUCCCCUCUAACAGCCUCGGUACUUCCACACCAGUUCCUCUGGAUGAUCCCUCUGACCCCCUUAGCCCAACUGUGGUGAGUGUAGCCACCGCAGCUCUGGCCUCAGCUCCCACCUCCCCCAUGUCCCAUAUGUCAUCUCCCAGUCCAUCAUUGCCAUCAGUUGCCUCACUGAGUGGCCCUCCAGUGCCUGAGAGCCUCCCUUCUCUGGAGGCCCCCUCGUCUCCAUCAGCACAGACCCCACCCUCAACCCCUCUGCGAGUUCCCCACUCCCAGUGGACACUGGGGGUGCGGACAUUUGUAGUUGACUCCCACAGUUUCAGUGUCGAUAUCUCCCCCGCUCCUCCUCGCACCUCAGGCCUAUCCAGGCACAGCACUCCACAUACUCACACCUCUCCCCCAUCCACCACUACCACGCCCACCCAGCCAGGAUCUGCUCCCUCCUCUCCCUAUCGUUCCCCCAUCCUGGGGCUCAGGCGGUCCACAUGGAGCCCUUCACCUCGAACUCGUCCCCUGUCCAGCAUGAUGCGCUCUUCGGUCCUUUACACUCCUUCCUCAUCCUCCCCUUACUCCUCCCCUUACUACCCUUCUUCUUCCCACAGCUAUUCACCUGCCUAUUACAGCUCCUCUCCUGCUUUUACCCCCUCUAGCUCCUACCUCACCUCUGGCACCUCCACCUCCUACAGCCACUCCACACACUACACACCCCUCUACCCCAGAUACUACAGUUCCUACCGGCCCCGGGAGUGACGCUCUACUGUAAGCUGUUGACACAAAAACUGCAAUUCCCAUUAUCCUUCUCUUUUUGUCACCUAAGAAAGUGGGUCUCACAGAAAGGAGGACAGAGUGGUUUCCUGUUUCCCUGUUCCUGUUUUCCUGUGCCUAAGCCUUGGCCAGUGGGUUCUGAAUGUUCAGUGACUUUGCUCAGGGAUUUGACGUAAGGAGCACAAUCGGCCCUGCCUUCCUUUUAUCCUGAGACUGCUGACUGGUCCACAGGAGGACAUUAAUAAAGACUUUUUAAAGAGCAUUUUUAGCAUUUAGGUUAAUCAGGUUGACCACAAAUCCACGAACUGGACAUUCAUAGAUGAGGCUCAUGACACAUUA